CAUUCGAAGAAACACACAAAGGACUCAGUCAGGAAGGCAAGAGGGAAUGAAAGAGACCAUAAAGAUGUUUGUCUGAGGGAAAUGGACACUGUUAAAUCCAGUAAUUCAUCAAAUGCACCAGAAGUGAGCAAUGUCAUGGCCCCGGAGGAAACUGCCCUCGGUGAGAAGUGUGACAGACAGCGGCAGGAAAACAAUGAACCAGAUGCCGACGCUCCUGAUGGAUUUGUUGCAGUAGCAUCAACCGGUCAACGGAGGGCGCAAGAAAAACACAGAUCCAACACUAUAGGCUACCAGAAAAAGAAACAGAGGACAACUGUAGACUUUUCUACUGUGAGCAAAGGAACCGGUGUGAAAUCCAGAGGUGCAUUAAAGCAGGUGCUUUUCAACCAGGGAACAAAUGACAAAAAUGGCACUGUGGAGGAACGAUUGGGUGGAGUACAGGGGCAGGUGGAUGUACUGAAGCAGCUUCUGGACUCUUUCAGUGUACCUGCUGACUUAAGGUGGACAUGGGGGGAGGGAGGAACUGAAAGAACACUAGAAAAGAGCUGGACAGAAAUAGUGCACUCUCAUGAGUCUAUGUCCAAAACCCAGCGACUCCAGCAGGAGGCACUGUGGGAGCUUCUUAACACUGAGCUGACCUACAUCAACAAACUCACUAUUGCCAAAGACCUCGUACUGGCUGCACUGUCACACUGUCAUGGAAACGGAUUCCUUCAAGAAGUCAGCCCCACGAUGCUCUUUUCCGAUCUUCCAUCUAUCCUCGAUGCACAUCGGCUCUUUUGGCAUCACGUGAUGUAUCCAAUGUUACAAGAAGUUCGUCUCACUGGACAACCUUUUGACCCCAUGAAACUUGAACCAGGGUGUUUGCAGUUUCAUGAACGUUUUCCUGCAUACUUUGAUUACUGUUUCGAAGGAGACAGAAAUGUGGAGUUAACACGAAAACAGCUUGAGACAAACCCACAAUUUUACACCUAUGUCAUGUGGGUGGAGAAUCAUCCACAGUGUGGGCGAAUGAGACUGGGCGACAUGCAGGCUAAACCACACCAGAGAAUCACCAAGUACCCUCUUUUGCUCAAAGCUGUUCAGAAGACCACAGAAGACCUCCCCACCAAAAUCGCACUCGACAGAAUGUUGAACAGUGUCAAUAAUUUUGUGCAGUCUAUCAAUGACUAUUUGCAACUAAAAGCAGAUGAGUUGGCCCUUUCUGUCAUUGCUCAAAGGAUAGAGGGAUACAAGAUAGAGGGUCUGAGUGAAGAAGUAGACAAGCAUGUUCGUGAGAUCUGCUGUUUUGAUUUGACGAGCCCCGUGAGUGGGGUGGGGCCAAACGUAAUACGCAAGCAAAUACUGGAAGAAACCUUGAAGGUCAAAAGAAGAAAAGAUACAAAGGAGCUUGUUGUCCUGCUCUUUACUGAUGUGCUGUUGAUGACCAAAACGCAGAAGAAAUCAGACAAGCUGAAGGUAGUGCGCCCCCCUCUGCCUGUGGAGAGAAUACACUGCAUUGAGGUCAAAGAUGGCUAUUCAUUUGUGCUGGUGGAGGUCGGUGAUCUAGGCUGUCCUGUAAGUGUGAAUUUCCUGUCCACACCCAGUCCAGACAGCUGUGCGUCAUGGGUGUCUGCUCUGCGUGAGACUCAGGAGGCAUUACAGACAUUGAAGAUAAACGAGAAGAACGAAAUAUUAAAGAAUACACCUACCAUUCCGGAUAAGAAUGCUGAUUUCCAGUCAGCAUCUUAUAGUGAUAUUGACCCCGAAGAAAUGGUGCAACAGAUUUACCCCACAUCCCAAUCUGAUAGCGAUUCUGAUCCAGCUGAUAGUGAGAGAUCUACGAUCAGCAAGUCUGAUCCACAAACACUGAUGGAUGUGGAGCAAAGUGAAGUUCAACAGAUGCCAGAUUACAGGAGCUCUCCAUUUACUGAACCCAAUGAUCAAAGCCAGUCAGAUUAUGAAGAGGUUGUGGGAAGGAUUGAUUCAGCUGGAUUAAACGCCGAACAAGCGAGAAGCAGAAAUAACAGCAAGCAGUGGGAAGAUGAAGAGGCCACAUUAAAAAAAAUCCAAGAAAGGCGAGUUACGUGGACACAAAAACAACAGACAGCUUCAAACUCAAAUGGUGUUACACAACAGGAAUUACCAAAGAGAAACAAUCUGAAUGGACCUGCUGGACAUGUAAAUGACACAAUCCAGCCUCUCAUAACUACAUCCGCACAUAUUUCAAGUUUAGAAACUGGGGAACCAAUGCAUCUGGAUCCAAAUGGUGACUCUCAAGGAAGCGGGAGGAACUCUUUGUGCAGUCAGCAAGAAGAUGAUGAAGAUUCCCUCACAGAAUCAAAGAGGUUCUCCAGGAAACUGAAGUCUCCUCGCAUACAGAGGAGACGUCCGAAUAAUGCGAUGCAUGAUUCCAUUGCAAACUCCAACAGAAGCCAGAAAAACAAACCUCAGGAUUCCCACAGAGUGCUAAAGCUGGGAUCUCUGAAAAACAACCCUAGUACAUUAUGGUAUGUUCCAGAGAAGAGAUCACCGACUCAAGAGAUGCACUCUGAACCUGAGCAGACACCGGAAGGGAAGCGUAAAUUGAAACUAAUCAAACUAAAGACUCAGAGGAGCGCCUCUAUCCCAGAAAUCAGCAUACCUCAGAGUUCCAUCCUACCUUCCCAAGUUGCCAGCUCCUCACUGUUAACUGCCCCGAACCCCCAACCUCCGACAUCUCCACUCCAGAGUGUGCUGCAGAGGGCGAAGGAAAGGGAAAAGGAACGCGGGCUGGUAAGAAGAAUUGUAAAGGAAAAACAGAAGACUUUUUCCAUACAAAAUUCUCCUACAUUCUCAGCCUCUCCAACACUGUUGGCCAGCGAAGGAGAGAGAGAGCCAGAAAGCGUGCAUGUCUGCAGCAUGAUGUCUGCACAUGGAUGGAGAGAAGGAAACGUUGAUGAAAGUGAAGAUGAGAUGAAAGAAAGCAAUAACGUUCUGGAGGGCAUCAGUGUGGACUGGCCAGGCUGGUGUUUUGACGAUGAGGAGUUUUUUGACUUUGAGGACUUAGAUUAUGAAAACUGGUUUGAAGAGUCACUCACCUGCAAUGGGCUCUGCAGGUCAAAGACAAAACUAUCGGAGCGCCAUGAUGAUAACGAAUGGAGUGAGGUGUAAUUAUAUGUCGAACUACUGUACUUACACAAAUGAAUCAUGGUUUAUCUACAAAUACCCCCCAAUCCACUUUUAUAAAUGUAUUUAUGUAUACAUUUGGGGUUAUGGUAAUCAACAUGCCAAAAAGCAUGAUUACUACUGAUUUAUUAUAAUAAAGCAUGGUUCAUUUUUGUGUGUUUGCGCUUUAUAUGUUUUUUUAUAAAUGUGUAGAUUUGUUUGAAAAAUUGUAUUGUUUGAGAAAUGUUGUUCUUUAAAGGUUUUAUAGCAGUUUACAGAAGUGUGUAAAGAAUGUUACAUAUUUUUAUGAUCAUGUAGCAUGACUGUUAUACUUAAAUGUAUUUGAGAGACAUACAUAGCUUGUAAAUUGUUUUUAUAGUUAUAUAAUGAAAUAUUGAUUAACAUUGUGUCUGUAAAAGUCAGAUUUGUAUAAAGAACAAUUAUUCUGUAUAUCUGUAUAUCCAUUUAGGAGACUUGUUUAUAACAUAUUUUCUGUACACAAGAAGCUGAAU
Messenger RNA from Danio aesculapii, 3638 nucleotides. RefSeq names its product pleckstrin homology domain containing, family G (with RhoGef domain) member 6 (gene plekhg6). Gene Ontology annotation, cellular component: plasma membrane; endocytic vesicle; axon. Gene Ontology annotation, biological process: Rho protein signal transduction; endothelial cell migration. Gene Ontology annotation, molecular function: guanyl-nucleotide exchange factor activity. The transcript is spliced from 15 exons. NCBI's taxonomy places the organism in Eukaryota, Metazoa, Chordata, Actinopteri, Cypriniformes, Danionidae. The record is from RefSeq and is a predicted model, not a curated record. The coding region runs from base 82 to 3132 and encodes 1016 amino acids.